AUGCAUCCCAAAGACCUCGCUCGUGGUUUAGGUUUGGCACAGACCUCCCUGUGCCUGCACCACUACGUUGACUCAACGGACGGCGGGGUCGAGCACGAGCCCCCCAAUGUUUUUGACAAUGAGAUGACAGACGAGAUGAUUGAAGAACAGGCAAGCACCAUUCGGAUGCUGCACUUUCAGAAGGUGGACACGAAGACUAUUCACAAGGCGCUUCAGUCGGGCAAGCGGAGGCUGGGAGAGAGAGGCAAGCCGAAGGUGAGAACGAUGAGGGUUCGAUUCAACAAGGAACAAGCCGACGAGCUAGGAGGUGCCAACGACGCCCAGCAACUGUUGGAGCGGCUCCAGUUGGAGGGUUGUUGGAUGAGGUUCGAACUUGACAAUGCCGGGCGCAUUACUCGCAUCGCUUGGGCCACGGACGAGCAGAGAAAGAACGUGCUGCGGUACCACUGGAUCAUCAUCCAGGACAACACGUUCAACACGAACGAGUGA
Ectocarpus sp. CCAP 1310/34 is the source of this 489-nucleotide messenger RNA. Lineage: Eukaryota; Phaeophyceae; Ectocarpales; Ectocarpaceae. The record is from the annotation of a GenBank genome assembly.